UUAGCUUUCUCAUUCAGCGUUUUAGAAUCGCAGACGGACGCCUAGUUGAAAACCAAUAGAUGGGCACGAUUUUACUACGAAAAAUCAAUAUUUAAGUCAACUUAUUAUUUGUGAACUGUUUGGAGUGGGACUUUUCAACAUGAAUUACACAGAGUCCAGCCCACUGGCAGAAUCAACUCUAGCAGGUUUUAACUCUGAGUUGGGAAGCGUCACACCUGUGCCUUCCAAUGAGACCACUUGUGAGAACUGGAGAGAGGUCCAUCAUCUGGUGUUUCAUGUAGCAAACAUUUGUUUAGCAGUUGGUUUGGUGAUUCCAACCACUCUUCGCCUCCACAUGAUCCUUCUUAGAGGGAUGUUGUCUAUAGGGUGUACCCUUUAUGUAGUCUGGGCCACUCUCUACCGAUGUGCCUUGGAUAUAAUGAUCUGGAACUCGGUGUUCUUGGGUAUCAAUAUUUUGCAUCUUUCAUAUCUUUUGUACAAGAAAAGACCGGUCAAGAUCGAAAAGGAGCUGGGUGGUGUCUACCACCGAUUGUUUGAACCACUCCGUGUCCCUCCUGAUUUGUUCAGAAGGUUAACUGGACAGUUUUGUAUGAUCCAGACCUUGAAAAAGGGCCAGACGUACGCCACCGAGGAUAAAACCUCAGUUGAUGAUCGUCUUAGUAUUCUCCUAAAGGGGAGAAUGAAGGUCUCCUAUCGAGGACAUUUUCUGCAUAACAUCUACCCCUGUGCCUUUAUCGAUUCCCCAGAAUUUAGAUCAACCCAGAUGCACAAAGGGGAAAAGUUCCAGGUCACCAUUAUUGCAGAUGAUAACUGCAGGUUUUUAUGCUGGUCAAGAGAAAGACUGACUUACUUUCUGGAGUCAGAGCCUUUUCUGUACGAAAUUUUUAGAUAUCUUAUAGGAAAAGACAUAACAAAUAAACUCUACUCACUGAAUGAUCCUACCUUAAACGAUAAAAAAGUUAAGAAGCUGGAGCCGCAGAUGAGCCUGUGCACACAGAUCACCAUGCUGGAGAUGAGGAACAGCAUCACCAGCUCCAGUGACGGCGAGGAUGGCCUCCACCACUUUCUGCGGAGCUCCUCCAGCACGUCUUCUCUCCCUGUGUCCUCCCCGCAGCAUCGAACCUCUGCCAAGAUGAAGCCGAUAGAGGAAGGGGCGGAAGACGACGAUGAGGUCUUUGUGCAGGUGUCCGCAGAUACACUUAAAACCCAUCGGUUGCACUGAUGAGCGUUUAAGUGACCAAGACGGGAGCUUCCUGAGGAGAAGUACCACGCUCUGCUGUGACUUUUAGGUGGUUUGCUUCUGUCCUGCCAGAUGGGAAGUGAGGAAGGGCCGUGGUCAGAGGUGUGUGCUGCUUGUCCUGGCAGUCAGCUCCUCAAGUUAGCUGAGCCUUCUGACUAGGCCUUGCUCUAUUUUGAGAUACGUAUUUUCUCAGUAGAUAUAUUAAUAUUAUUUUAACUAAUCUUAUAGCUGUCAACACAAAUGCCUUUUCACUUAUUUUUCUAAGUGUGGCUCUGUUUUCCUCACAUGCAUUUUUUUCUCUGUCAUGGUAAUUUAGAACGAGUUGUUCUUUUGAUCAUUUUAACAGUGUAAGUCGAAAUUGAGGCUGACAUGACAUUAAAAAUUUUACCUUUCGUUCA
Messenger RNA from Peromyscus eremicus (cactus mouse), 1638 nucleotides. RefSeq names its product blood vessel epicardial substance (gene Popdc1). The transcript is spliced from 9 exons. Gene Ontology annotation, cellular component: sarcolemma. Gene Ontology annotation, molecular function: cAMP binding. The coding region runs from base 140 to 1222 and encodes 360 amino acids. NCBI's taxonomy places the organism in Eukaryota, Metazoa, Chordata, Mammalia, Rodentia, Cricetidae. The record is from RefSeq and is a predicted model, not a curated record.